CCAAAGAAUUCUUCUCACUUCCAAUGGAAGAGAAAAUGAAGUGUGCAAACUCUUGAUUGGAAUGAUAGAUUGUACCUUAUUGUCAAACCUGAUACCGUCAGAAAACUCAAAGUUUGGCCACAAAAUCCCAAAAAUUUUAGAAAGUGUUGCUGGAAUUUAGUGGCGAGCUUGAAAAGAUGAAUGAGGUGAUAUUGACGGCGAUGGCUAAGUCCUUGAAAUUGAAGGAUGAAGAGUGCUUUGUGAAUCAGAUGGGGGAGAAUCAGACCGUGCUUUCGCGGUUCAAUCUGUAUCCGCCGUGUCCGAGGCCGGACGCGGUGCUGGCUGCGAAAGCACACGGCGACGCCUCGGCCAUGACGUACCUCUUGCAAGAUAACAAGGUUGAAGGGCUGCAAACCCUCAUGAAAGAUGGCCAGUGGUACAGAGUUCCCAUCAUUCAUAAUGCUAUCCUCGUCAACACGGAUAAUGAGUAAUGGGAUAUUCGAGAGCCCAAUACACAGAGUUGUGACAAAUCCAGAUAAAGAGAGGGUCACCAUAGCUAUUUUCUUCGGUCCUGACCCAACCAGCGAAAUUGGGCCUCAUCAAGGAUUAAUUGAUGAAAAGAGGCCCAAACUGUUCAACAGUGUUGUGGACUAUACUAGUAACUAUUUCCAGUCUUUCCAGACAGGGAAAAGGCCCAUUGACCUUCUCAGACUUUAAUUAUGUAGGACUACUACUUAAAUCAAGUGUUUAAUCACUCCUUCUAUGAUAAUUAAACACAAAAUAAAAUAAUCCAUGUAUGUGGACUAUAUGUGUGAGUGUGUGUGAGACUAUGUAUUUGUUUUUUUUUUGUUCUGGAUACUUCCUUCAUAAUGGAGUUUACUUGAAUAAGAAUAUAUGGAGUCAAAUAGUGAUAAUUUAUUAGCA
Messenger RNA from Salvia splendens (bonfire salvia), 903 nucleotides. RefSeq names its product protein SRG1. NCBI's taxonomy places the organism in Eukaryota, Viridiplantae, Streptophyta, Magnoliopsida, Lamiales, Lamiaceae. The record is from RefSeq and is a predicted model, not a curated record. The coding region runs from base 177 to 470 and encodes 97 amino acids. The transcript has 3 exons.